GUGGAGUUAUGGUACAAAAUUCUUAAAAUUAGAAUUGAAAACAUACAUGUUCUCAUUGUAACAUUUAUUUACCAUGGAUUAAAGCCAAAUUUACAAUCUGCGCAUAAGAUUCAGUCUUGUAAGUAAUGAAAAGGAAAAAGAAAUAUAAAAGAUAAAAAAUAAAAGGCCAAUUAAAUUACUAAAACAAGAAUCAUUAUUUCAGAUUUUAUAUAAAAUAUGCCAAUACAGAGCCUGGUUCAGAAUCUUAGAUUAACAAAAUACAUACAUGAUGAUGUUCUUCUGAGCAUUUAGUUAAUUUCAUAUUCCACUACGGUUCGUUAAGUGCAUUCUGACUAUCCAUAAUUCCAUUAGUAAAUGAAACUUUCAAACUUUUGUUUAGUGGUGUAGUUAAUUGCGGAAAUAACUGACAAUAUUUAGGAAAACCAUUGCCAUGAUUCAUUUUGGUCAAUAGAAGUUUUCCACCCACUACAGGAUCAAACCAACCACUGCAGUAUCAAACACUGGGAUCACGCUACAGAUGGAUCACAAAGAGGUCACAUUGAAAAAUGUUGUAGGAUCAGCCUCAUUGUCUACAGGUUAACUGCUUAUUGUUUAGGAAAUAAGCAGCUGACAGGUAUAGUUACACUCAGUUAUCAGAACAGAGAAUUUAAUUUUCUGUGAUUAUGUUUGUAAAUAAUUUGCCACUAAAAGGGACACCCCAAAGUCAGUUGUUUGCUUGUACAUAAAUUCACAAUGAAGUUCUGUGACAAAUACAUGUUUUUCCCCUGGAUACCAAAAACACAUUAUAUUACUAAGCAGACUGACCCUCCCCCUUCCCCUUUACUAGUGGUAACAUCUGGUAAAGUUGAAAUUAUGUUGACACGUAGGUGUUAAUCAGCUCUUCAAUCAGAGAAAACCUUUACCAUAAAAUUGUGGGACAGAAUUGCUGCCAUAUUUACCUUCAAGAGAAUUGUUAGUCCUGCUGACCUACACCUAUAAAAGCAUAUACAUUAUCCAAGCUUUUGGAACUAAUAGUUCCUUCCUCAGGGAGAAUUACAGAAGGUUAAAAAGGUCACUCAGAUUCUGACAUGAGGGGUACCCUGCUGUUAUGAGGAGAAGGGAAGACAUAUAUGAACUUGCAGGACUGUAGACAGAGGCAUAACACAUACAUUAAUGUAGAAAAGUUGAUUUUAAGAACUGCAUUUAUGAUUAAUUGCCGUCAAACUGUUAUAAACUACUUAUGCACAACAGACUAAAUGUUUAAUAGGAAAAUUAGAAAGAAAUCCACAACUUUUUAGAUUCUACUUCCUUAGUUUUAGUAAUCAGUUGCUGUUUAUCUGCUAUUGGUUGCUUAUUACUUCUAUGGCUACACUGAUAUUUACUGGGUAUAGCUGUUUCCCACAGACAGUAAGAACAGAGAUUUGCUUGUAAUGAACGUCAUUACUUGUCAUACAGCUAUUCAAAGUUUUAAAUUCCAGAUUUUAAAUCAUUAAAUAAUUUGUAGGAGAGCAUAAUACAAAAUAGUUUUACUUUCCUUUUGAAUUUAUGGGAAUUUCUAAUUUAUUACGUUAUGAGUGAUGACAGCAUUUUAUGAGGUUUACAUUAAAACACAAUGCAUCAUGUGAAACCUACACAAUGAAGCCAAGUCUAUACAAAAUUUGUUUUCAAGUCCAGUGUUAAGGCUGUGGAAAUCAUACAUAAUGUGAAACUGCUUUUUUUUUUUUUUUACGUCCCAAAAAGAGUUACGAAGGAGCAAAUGUACAAGGAAAUUAGUAUAAUAAUUCCAAAAUAUCUGUAGAGGUCCCAGUACAAUGUUGGGUUACGUUCUCUACAAAGUAUUCUUACUGUUAAUAUUUGCUGAGUCAAACUUUUGCUUAUAUUAGCUGCACUGUUCCAGAAGAUAAUUUCAUGUGGUGACAGGUACUGAAAAUAUGCAAAAUAAACUGGUCUCCUUAUGUGCAAGUCAACACAAUGAGAUAAACUUCAAGUGCAAAAAUGACAAAUUGGCUAUCUUAUUAAUUAGUUCCCCCCCCCCUCAUUUUCUUUGUUCCAGCUUCCCCUCCACCUACUACCACUUUCAGACAGGUGCUCACAGCCUCCACCCCUCCUCUUCCACAAUUCUCCCUCUCAGGCAGGCAGACAGUCAGUAAUCAAUACUGGCAGUUUCCCCCACCACCACACUUUAAACAGGGCAGGGCAAUGGCUGCCUCACAACAGUGCAUCUACAGAUGUGUGUCAUGUCAGUCUCUGAAUAACUGUGUAUGUGAACAGCAAAGUACAUUGACUGCCAAGUUUGCUUUGUGGAGCAGUUAACACUUAAUUAGCUACACCCUGUUACCGUGUAAACUUCCUUAUUCCCCUCGUCCAGGUGUGUGGUAGGGUUUUGAAAGUGGGAGAGCAGAGAAGUGUAAGUGGUUUGCAAGAGAUGAGAAGAAUUCACUAAAUUUUCAGCAAAGUUUUGUCAUGCACACCCUGUUAUGGUUUUCAACAAAUAUCACAUGGUACAAUUGAAAAGAAGUGAUACUACUGUGUUUUUAUGAUAGGGACUGUACUUGAUUAAAAAGAAAUGGACUGAGAAGAAAAGUGAGGAGUAGGUGGGAGGCAAUAGAAAAGUGCUCAACUUAAAAGAGUUCCCACUACAUCUCCACCCUGACACAACAAAUAUGUGACAGCACAUCAUAGGUACUGCCCACAGUAGAAUUUAACAACAGUAAUGUCAUACAUCUUUGUGAAGUCAACUACCAGAAUUAUGAUGUCAUGAGAUGCACCUGUGGCUGUACUGGACGACCAGCACAACGCUGCUUCUCUCGCUAUCGCAGCACACUGCAAAUGGCGAGUGUAGCAGCAGCUGUUGUGACCUAUUGUUUUGUUCUGGGUUCUUUUGCAGUGGCCAAACUUCGUGCAGCUGAUGCUCGGUUUUCUCUAUCUUAUCUGAAUGUAACAAUAGAUGAACCAAAACUACAAGACACAAAUGCAGUUUGGGAAACAGAAAAUUACAACUAUAAUUAUGACCCAGGGUAUUUGGAAGAAAUAUAUGAGAUGAGACGUGAACGUGUAUGGGAAGUAUGUGUCGACAAAGGAUUGAACACCAGAGGGCAGCCAAAUGCCUGGGAAUUUUUCAUUGACAAGGAUCACCAUCUGGUCUGGUGUAGUAUCUUCAAGGCUGCUAGUUCAACAUGGAUGUAUCAUUUCAAUAUAUUAGCUGGCUACAACGAGAGAUUUCUAAGGCGAACACGCAAAACACCAAUGAGCCUCGCACGUGCUCGCUUUCCACGACCAUCUGUUCAGCAAUUGCAGGACACACUUCCACACGCACUUUCAUUCCUGAUUGUCAGAGAGCCAUAUGAACGCUUGCUUUCUGCUUAUCGUAACAAGAUAGAGGGGGCAAAGAAUCCUUACUACCGAAAACUUUCAAAACAUAUUGCUCAGCACUAUCGGUACAAGCAAGAUCCGAUGAUAGAUGUGCCAGAAAGUGUAAGGUCAGGUCCCACAUUUCCAGAAUUUGUUGAUUACAUCAUCAACAGCAAAAAGUUUGAUGAACAUUGGGCACCUUAUCAUUCAUUCUGUACUCCAUGCCAUGUAAACUUUACAGUUAUUGCAAAAAUGGAAACACUAGAUCGAGAUGAGGAGUAUAUCAUCCAUAAGGCUGGCCUACAAAGACUGCUGUUACCUUCCCACUACCGUUAUAAGCCAAGAACUGCAAUCAACAAGGCAAGGGAUGGGAAAGCUACAGCUGCACUAGUGGAAAAGUACUACUCACAACUGACAAAAAAACAAAUGGAGAAGUUACACAAAAUCUAUGGUACUGAUUUUGAAAUGUUUGAUUACAAUGCAACGAAGUACUUCACUUUCACGCAAUCUGAACUAUAAUUAUGUGUCUAUUGCACUACAUCAAAUCAUGGAAUUAAUAAGAAGAGACACUUUGCUUCUUGCUUUCUAAAUUAUUAAUCAUUUACAGGAAAUUAGGUAAAUAUUACUGUUGCAGAUGCUAUUCACAAUAUUUGUACACUUUACACCCCAAAUCAAAAGUAAAUUAAUGUUAUUAAUAUUUGUGCCUGUUAUACUAUAAAAAUUAUUGCAAAGUUGAAAGUCGUCAUUAAUGUUUUCAGUGUAAUAUAUGAACAACUUCACUAUGUCGCAAUAUAUUUAUGAACACUAGAAGAGCAGAAUCAGUUUGUCAAUAAGAUGACUGCACCAUGUUAAUGAUUACUUCAGCUUUAAUUUGUCUUUGUGUCUUUUGUAAAAUAGUUGAGUCACAUGGAGAGCAAAUACUUGUAUUAACCAUUCCAAUCCUUUUGGACCAAAUCACAGCAGUUAUGAUUGCAAUAAAAAUAAAAUGAUAAUGAGAUAGAUAAAAAUAACAACACUACAUUUUUGCAUGAUAAAAGAAGUAAAAUAGUUUUCAGAACUGGUUAUUGUGAGUGUAACAUCUUCUAAGACAGCCCACCACUUAAUUCUUACAGUAUGACUAAAACUUUUUCAGCUGAAUAAUGUUCAGCAAUUUACAUUCAUAUUACAAAAAAUUAAAACUUGUGAAGUGUGGCAACAUUAAAAAGUCCAAAAUGUAAAUGAGGAGGUCUACAGUAUGGCAUUUUGAGAGAUUCAUCCAUGAUUAGAAAGGAAGAUAAUAUCGGUCCCUUACCCCUGCUGAAUUAGUUGUAUACAGUACAAACCAUUUUAAAGUUUGUUAAGUGCUUAAUGGUUUAAGCAUAUGCAGUACUUCAAUUCCUUUGAUACUGCGCCAUGUUAAUAAUUACUUCUGCUUUCAGUGACAAUUGUUGUUUGCAAGCACUAUGCAGUCCUUAAGAGUUUGACCGACAAUUUUCAAUUUUCAUGGGUUAUUAUACAUAAAAUAUUCCCUACAUUUUAAAAAAAAGAUAAUAAUAGUAGUGAGUAACAAAAAAUUUUGGAUUAUUUUGCUCCCUCCAGCCAUCAGUUAUUUACACUAUGCAAGCCACCUUGCAGUAUGUGGAGGAGGAGAGGUUACUUCAUGUAGCACUGUCAUUUCCCUUUCUUUCUCUUCCCUUUGCAAAUAGUGGGUGGGAAGAAAGACAGUUAAGCGCAUAAGAAAGAUAAGCAUAGAAGAGCUUGAAUUUUUCUUGCUGCCUUUUACAUUCUUCAGGCAAUAUUAUACAUUUCAGUUUAUAGUACACUAAAGAAAUGUAAAAUAUUUAUGAUAAUAUGAAGAUCAUCAUCUAAGUAACAGUGCUUGUUCCUGAAUAUUCAUUUUGUGUAGCUACAGAAAGAAAGACAGGCAAAUUUAAAACACAGUUAUGGAAACAGUGCAGCUAAUUCAAGAGUUUAUCCAAUGUCUUUACCCAAUAUCUUCUACUACGUGUGCAUUUUUCCUUUAUUGUUUUGUUCUGUAUGCUUCGUUAUAGUGCGGAAAGUGUAAUUUUGUAGACAGUGCAUAACAUUUUUCAUAUAACACUGAUACAAAGUAAUGGAAUUUUGCUUCCAAUUUGACACUGUUACACUGUAGUUAUUUGAAAGGGGCUUACUAAGACAUACUUUUAACAACAAAAUUUUGUUGUCAGUGAAAACCACUCCUCUAUAUUGUUUAUCUUAAACUAAUUUCUAAGUUUUCAACUUCCUCUCUAAUACUACCUCAGUAUUUUGUGCCAUGGAAAAAAUACAUAUUGUGCCUGAUGUUUUCCAACAGGUAAACCAUUACAUUCAGCUAAAAUAGAGAUAGUAGCAUAUUUUUAUCUCAAAAUGGUAAUUCUCACUAUAAUGCAAGAUGAUAAUGCACUUAUAUUCACUGUUUCCGAUAACCUUGGAUACUGGUGAGGAUAGAUACGUUAGUCUGCGAUGCGCAUCAGUUCAAAAUCUCAUUAAUUGAUAUGUGACACACAUUCUUUACAUUGGAAACUGAACAGCAAACAUGCACAAAAGAAUAUUAUAUGAUGUCUGUUCCUCAAAAUGUACACACAAUUCAGCAACGUUCUGAAAACUAUAUUACUUCCAGUUAGAAAUAAAUCUUGUCCAUUUGUUGUAAAAACACUUGAAAGCCACAACUAUAUAUGAGAACUGCAUAACACAAACUGUCACUGUUUAGCAAUGAUAUUAUCUAGUAUUCUAACAAAAAUAAUUCAAUAAGUAUUUUAGAAAAAAUGUUUGAUAUUUUGGUGUACCAAAACUUUGUUUAAAAACAUUUCUACAUUUUAUAUCUGAAUGUUCUAAAAGCUCAAAUGGAGGCAAUAAAAUUGUUUUAAUCACUGAAAAAUCUACUUUAUGGUGGUGAAAAAAUUAACAAACUUAAAUAACUUGAAAUGUUCCCAAACUUUUUGUUAUAGGAUGAUAAGCACAAACACAGCGGAAAAAAGAAAUAUAUGGAAACUGAAAUUUGUAUUCUAUUUAUAUUGUAUGGUGUUUGGUGGUAGGCAGCAAUAAGGUUAAUUCAAGUAAAGAUCAUAUGAACCACAUGGUAAAAAUGUUUGGUACAGUAUAAAUGUAUCCUUUCCAAUUCAUUUAAUUGUGUACAUGAGAACUGAUCAUCGCUCACCAAAUAGAAGAGAUGCUAUGCUACCAAGUACAUAACUACAUCACUUUCUGGUUUUUUAAUUGAUCUGUGGAAGUUCAGUAGUGAACAUGAAUGAUAGUGUUGAUUAUAUAUGAAUGUCAGCACUAUGGAGUUCAGGGUGUUUAGAAAUGAGAUGACCAUGUUACUUAACAAAACUCCUUUCUGAUGUGACUUUUGG
Schistocerca gregaria is the source of this 6680-nucleotide messenger RNA. Its product is annotated as carbohydrate sulfotransferase 11-like. Bases 2737 to 3849 code for a protein of 370 amino acids. Gene Ontology annotation, biological process: carbohydrate biosynthetic process. The transcript is spliced from 6 exons. Gene Ontology annotation, cellular component: membrane. The record is from RefSeq and is a predicted model, not a curated record. Lineage: Eukaryota; Metazoa; Arthropoda; Insecta; Orthoptera; Acrididae. Gene Ontology annotation, molecular function: sulfotransferase activity.